Nothobranchius furzeri (turquoise killifish) is the source of this 3743-nucleotide messenger RNA. It is a transcript of the gene rnf20, whose product is annotated as ring finger protein 20, E3 ubiquitin protein ligase. Gene Ontology annotation, cellular component: nucleus; HULC complex. The record is from RefSeq and is a predicted model, not a curated record. Gene Ontology annotation, molecular function: metal ion binding; ubiquitin protein ligase activity. NCBI's taxonomy places the organism in Eukaryota, Metazoa, Chordata, Actinopteri, Cyprinodontiformes, Nothobranchiidae.
GCUUUUGCGUCAGAGCGAGUGCUAAAGCGGGUCCUCUGGAAACCGUUGCCACUUCCGUUUCCGUUAGGCAAGAAGCCGCAACAUCAACAUUUACUAACACAUUUAGUUAAUAACUCUUACAUUUAAAAUUGGAGGAUGUCGGGGCAGAAACGUCCCGCUGACCCCUGCGGAUCGUCGUUCUCCGGAGCCCCGCCUGAGAAGCGGAGGGAGCGCGAAGGAGAGGACGGAGGUCCCGGUGUCAGCGCCGCGGCCGGUGGUAGCACAGCGGUGGAAACGGUCAUCAAACUGGGAGGAGUGUCCAACUCCGAAGAACAAGACAUCAAGGCUCUCCAAGCAAAGAACCGCAAGUUAGGUGAAGCUCUAGAUCAAAGACAGGUGAUUGAGGAUGAGCUGCGAGAGCGAAUUGAGAGACUGGAGACCCGGCAGGCCACUGAUGAUGCCAGUCUGCUCAUCCUUAACAGAUACUGGAACCAGUUUGAUGACAAUAUUCGGCUCUCCGUCAGGCGCUAUGAUGGAGCAAACGGCGAACCAGAGAAAUCACCCUCAGGUGAGGGUCGGAGCCUGAAGCCAGAAACCCCAGAACCUGAUGGAGACUCCAACCAGGAGAGGGCCAAAGACCGAGGUCAUCAAGGAGAGACCUCCAACUCCUUCCUGGCCACACUGGCGAGCAGCACCAGUGAGGAGAUGGAGGCAGAGCUCCAGGAGAGAGUGGAGAAGAGCCAGAAGCAGGCCAGUCAUGUUGUGGAGAUCUACAAACAUCUGAAGAGCAGCGUGGACCAGCUCAAGGCAGAGCUGGACUCUGGAGAUGAUGGGAGUUUGAAGCAGGUCACCUCCAAACUGAAUUCCCUCCUGACACGUGAAAACGAGCUGCUGCAACAGCUGACUGAAGACCUGAAGCAGAAACACAGUCACAUGACCAGCGAGUCGCGGUCUCUGGGUCGGGCAGCGAACAAAGCGGAUCAGCGCGUCGGCGAGCUUCAGGUUCGGAUCGAGGAGCUCCAGUGGGACAUGGAGAAGAUCCGUCGCCGAGAGAACAGACUGAACGCACACCUGAGCGAGGUCCUGGAGAGGGUGAACAGUAAAGGCUAUAAGGUGUGUGGAGAGGCCAGCAGUGUGUGUGGAACCAUCACUAUUAACAAGAGAAAGUUUGAGGACAUGAACAGUGAGCUGGAGGAGAACACGGAGCUGGCAGAAAAUCGCUCUGUUGAGCUGCAGAAGCUGCAGCAGGACCUGCAAAAUGUCCAACAGGAGAACAACAACAUGAAGACGGAGCUGCUGAGUCGAGCUGAAGGUUUCGUUAAAGAGACCUCAGAGUAUCGCUGCCUUCAGUCCCAGUUCUCUGUGCUUUACAACGAGUCCCUGAUCCUCAAAGCUCAGUUAGAUGAGACACGCGCUCGCCUCAACACCACCCGGACGGCACGGCUUCGGCAGCUGGACCACAUGGAGAACGAUGAGGUGGCUCUGCAGAGGAAAGUACGCACCGAGGUGUUUCAGCUGGAGGACACACUGGCUCAGGUGAAGAAGGAGUACGAGAUGCUGCGCAUCGAGUUUGAACAGACUCUCGCAGCCAAUGAGCAAGCAGGUCCCAUCAACAGAGAGAUGCGUCACCUGAUCAGCACACUGCAAACACACAACCAGCAGCUGAAGGGGGAGGUGGUGAAGUACAAGCUGAGACUACGAGAGGCUCAAUCUGAGCUCAACCAGCUUCGUGCUUCAAAGGGAAGCGCCAUCCUCCAAUCACAGUCCAGCACAGAGAUGGAUGUGAAGGAGGAGACGACCUCUCCGUCAACCGCGGCUGUUUCUGCGGAACCUGCCGUGAAGACAGAACUGGACAAUGACUCGGCGCCCGGCGGCACCAGUGCUUUGGUCAAAAUGGAGUCUGGCGUAGAACCAGAGGUGAACGUGAAGGAGGAAGAGGAGAAAAAAGAGAAGGAGGAAAAGAAAGAGGUGAUUGUAAAGAAAGAAGAGAAGGAACGGGAGCGAGAGAAAGAGAAGGAAAAGAACAGAGAGAGGCCCACCCGGAGCAGCAGCAGCAGCAUCGUCAUGAAGGAGGAGAAGGAGAAGCCGGGGAGCAGCAGCCAACCGGAGGAGGUCAGCGGGGAUCGGCUGGCUGUGGUCGGAGGGUCAAAGAGGAAGGAAGUGGAGCAGCUGAAAAUCGUCCGAGCAGAACUCAAGAAAGCCCAGGAGUCCCAGAGGGAGAUGAAGCUGCUGCUGGACAUGUACCGGUCAGCACCGAAGGAGCAGCGGGACAAAGUUCAGCUCAUGGCUGCAGAGAAGAAGACCAAGUCAGAGGCUGAGGAGCUGCGACAGAGGCUGCGGGAGCUGGAGGAGAGGGAGAGGAGGGAGGGCAAGAAAAUGGCCGAUGAAGAGGCUCUACGGAAGAUUCGCUCUGUGGAGGAGCAGAUAGACAUCCUCAACAAGAAGCUGUCCAUAGCCAAACAGGAAGAGGACGCCCUGCUGAGCGAGAUGGACGUGACGGGCCAGGCUUUUGAGGACAUGCAGGAACAGAACAUUCGUCUCAUGCAGCAGCUGCGGGAAAAAGACGAUGCCAACUUUAAGCUGAUGAGCGAGCGGAUCAAGUCCAACCAGAUCCACAAGCUUCUGAAAGAGGAGAAGGAGGAGCUGGCUGAUCAGCUCCUCACCUUAAAAACUCAGGUGGACGCACAGCUGCAGGUUGUGAGGAAGCUGGAGGAGAAGGAGCGCCUCCUGCAGGGCACCAUCAGCACUGCAGAGAGAGAGCUGACGCUUCGAACGCAAGCUUUAGACAUGAACAAACGCAAGGCUCAGGAGUCGGCGCUGCUGUCAGAAGAGCUACGGGCUCAGCUGGAGCAGGUCCAGCAGAAGCUCAAACUGGUCAGAGAGGAGGUGGUUGAGAACAGCAUCUCCAGGGAAAAGGAGUCCUUCAAUGCCCGGCGAGCUCAGGAGGACAUCUCUAAACUGAGGAGUAAGAUAGAGAAGGCCAAGAAACCAGCUGAGAAAAUCAGCAACGGAGAUGACAUCCUGAAUGAAGAGAUUAGUGAAUACAAGGCUCGUCUAACGUGUCCGUGCUGCAACUCCCGUGUGAAGGAUGCUGUCCUGACAAAGUGCUUCCACGUCUUCUGCUUCGAGUGCGUCAAGACGCGCUACGACACCCGCCAGAGGAAGUGCCCGAAAUGCAACGCUGCUUUUGGAGCAAACGACUUCCAUCGCAUUUACAUCGGCUAAAACGGCCAUCGGCCUCUCUCCGUUUGGGACAAAAAGGCUCGGCGGUGGCAGAAACUCGGCCUGAAGCAAACGACCUCUGUUCUGCUCAUCUGGCACGAUACUGUGGACGUGGAGUCACGUGACGAUUUUAGGGAUGGAAGAGCUUUUACGAUGACUGAUGCCUGUUCCGUCCUGUAGCCACGAGUUCACUGACGCUUACUGGGGCAGAAAGAAUUGUUUCUUCACACACUGAAUGCAGCUUGUGGUGCAUUUGUGUGCUCCCAUUUGGAAAAUCAGGCCUUUUGAAACCAUGUUUAAUAAAUAAAAAUAAGUGCAGUUUAAAAAUAACAUUCCUUUUAGUGUUGCUGAUCUAAUGAAUCUGUGUAUGUUUAUUGUAAAUGUCUCUUUUUUUAAAAUAGAAAUCUUUUUUUAUCUUUAAUCUAGUUUUGGUGGUUUUUCUUUAAUAAUCUAGUUUUUGUGGUGUAGUGGAUGUUAUGCACAAUAUUAAACUGUCAGAGCUGUGCUGCCUCUGCCUCCUUUAGAGUGAUCUAAAACACUGA